Peronospora matthiolae is the source of this 198-nucleotide messenger RNA. NCBI's taxonomy places the organism in Eukaryota, Oomycota, Peronosporomycetes, Peronosporales, Peronosporaceae. The record is from the annotation of a GenBank genome assembly.
AUGAGAGAGAAAGAGAGUCCUCUCUCCCCGGGUUCAUUGGCUCGUUUCUUUCACGCUGUUGCUGCUGCUGCAUGUUGCGUCAAGCGACAAGGCGCUCGCCGCGCGACGGUUCGGCCGCCAGCUGAAGUUCAACGUGCAAAGACAGAGCAGCGACGAUCGCAGCGUUCAGCUUUCAAACAGCCUACACCUCUGAUAUAA